This is a messenger RNA of Portunus trituberculatus (swimming crab), 2379 nucleotides long. RefSeq names its product rhophilin-2-A-like (gene Rhp). The record is from RefSeq and is a predicted model, not a curated record. Gene Ontology annotation, biological process: negative regulation of stress fiber assembly; signal transduction. NCBI's taxonomy places the organism in Eukaryota, Metazoa, Arthropoda, Malacostraca, Decapoda, Portunidae. Gene Ontology annotation, molecular function: protein binding.
GGCAGCCAGUGUAUGUCAAGACGCGGAAGAGAGAGGAUGUACCGCGCCAUUGCUCCGUGUUGAUCAGUGAAUUGUGUGCCAUUUAAACCCUUAAGGAAAAACAAGAGAAGGAUUGCAUUUUUCCGAGUGGCGCUUCAUUAGGCAACCCCGCCAUGACGAGCACGGUGAAUGAGCUGCAGGAUAAGCUGAAAACCGCCUUAUUUGUCAGCAUGAGGAGGAAAAGAGAAAAGAUGGAAACUUGCUCGCUGGAAAGGAAGACGGACAGAAAGAAAACGGAGGAAAACUACUUCACUCUCAGGAGGCAGCGAUGGGGUUCUGAUCCGAGGCUCCAGACGUGUCGAGGCAAGCUUCAGAACCGUCGCUCCAAGCUGAAUCAGGAGAUCAACAAAGAACUCAUGCUUAGAACCGGCGCUGAAAACCUUUAUAACGCCACACACAACAAGAGGAUGAAGGAACAGGUGUCUUUGGAACUACAGUUUGUCAAUAGCAACUUGCAGCUCCUCAAGGAACAGCUGGCAGAGUUAAACAGCUCUGUCGAAGUGUACCAAGGCAAGGGGUCUAAAGGCAGCAUCCCGAUGAUUCCCUUAGGCCUAAAAGAAACUAAGGAAAUCAACUUCAGGGAGCCGUUCAAGGACUUUAUCUUGGAGCACUACAGCGAGGAUCCUGACAAAUACGACGAGGCGAUCACGGAAUUCAUGGAACUGCGACAGGCAAUGAGGACGCCAGAGAGGGAUGAGUCAGGUGUAGCCCUUCUGCUGGAGUACUUCAACCAAUUGUACUUCAUUGAUCGCAGGUUCUUCCCCCCCGACAGGUCACUUGGGAUCUAUUUUGAGUGGUACGACUCACUGACAGGCACGCCAAGUUGUCAGCGCACAGUAGCAUUUGAGAAGGCCUGCUUACUGUUCAACCUCGGGGCCCUGUACACGCAGCUGGGGGCUAGACACGACCGCACCUCAGCCGCAGGACUCGACGCAGCUGCCAACAACUUCCUGAGGGCGGCCGGGAUGUUUCGCUACCUCCAUGACACUUUCACUAACGCCCCUUCCAAGGAUCUCGGCCCAGAAAUCCUUGAUAUGCUGAUUCAUCUCAUGCUAGCUCAGGCGAGGGAGUGUCUGCAUGAGAAGGCGUUCUUGGGGCACAGUGAGGACCUGGAAACUGUGGUGGAGCUGGCACAGGAGGCUGCACAGGUGGCUGAAGAGUACUCACAGGUGUUCAAGACAAUAUCGGAAGCGCAGGUGAAAGAUUUUGUACCAGCGUCUUGGGUGAGCAUGGUGCGGAUAAAGGUGGAAUACUACCGGGGCUGUUCCCACUACCACAUGGCUGAGUCCCUCCUCACACUUCCUGUCGGGGAGAAGGACGAGGAGCAGCUGAGUCAGAGGGUGCGGGAGGCCCUUCAGUAUGUCCACCUCCCUGCCACCAACACCACCACUCUGGAGAUCACUGUGCCGGGGAAUUAUCAAGAGAGGGUCGUCCUGGGUCUGGCUCAUUGCCGUGAGUCGGUGUUACUUCACGAGGAGGCCCUGAGGCAGCAGAGGAUGUGUCGAGACUUGAAGAGGAAGUCCGUACUGGCUGAUGUGCUGAGGUUUGGACACGAGUCAGCUGUCCACCUCCUCGACCUCUAUGAAGAUGAGGAGGACUCACACGUUCUCGACCCCCCGCCUGUUGCUCCGGCCACCAAGUUCCAGCUCUCCCUCAGCUCCCCGGACUUCUCUCAGCACCGCGUGGAGGACAUCUUCAGGCUGCUGGGACCCGUGGCAGUCUUCUCCGCCAAGCACCAGUGGUCUGCACCCCGCCCCAUCACCCUCAACAGGACCCCCACUCAAGGAUUUGGAUUCUCUGUGAGGGGGGACGCACCUGUUGUCAUUGCUGGGGUGGACCGGAAUAGCCUGGCAGAGAGAGCUGGCAUGAGUGAGGGGGACCUGGUGGUGUGUAUUGGAAGUCGGGACGUGAAGUGGUUGCCUCAUGAUGAAGUGGUGGAACUCAUCAGGGAGGCUGGCAACUCUCUCUCCCUCACGCUGGUCACCCCGUGCGACAAGACGUAUUAUAAGUUGCCCAAGAGUAAGAGCCUGAAGGACAUCUCACCUCACUCCACCACCAGCAGCAGCAGUGGGGUGAGCAGCAGCAGCAGCAGCAACAGUAGCAACAGCAGCACUAGUGGCAGUCAUUAUGGGUCCGUCAGUGGGUCAACUCUCUCGGCAAAGGACAAACACAACAGCUGGAAUCCCUUUAAGAGAACGACGUCCCGCGAUAAAUAUAAAUCGGAUUCAAUGUUGGAUAAUGUCAUCUUGAGGUAGGGAGAGAAAGAGAGAAGGGGGGGAGGGAGAGAGGGAGGAGAAGAGUAACAGGGAGAUGAAGAGAAGGGGUUGUAUGUGAUGGAGA